AUGAAUAUUCUGCCCAUUUUGCUGGACGAUGGCGAGAAGCCUUCGAUUGGAACGGCGGCGCGGGGGUCUCAAGUCUAA
Messenger RNA from Besnoitia besnoiti, 78 nucleotides. RefSeq lists its product as uncharacterized. The transcript has a single exon. NCBI's taxonomy places the organism in Eukaryota, Apicomplexa, Conoidasida, Eucoccidiorida, Sarcocystidae. The record is from RefSeq and is a predicted model, not a curated record. Bases 1 to 78 code for a protein of 25 amino acids.